Nothobranchius furzeri (turquoise killifish) is the source of this 4078-nucleotide messenger RNA. Its product is annotated as unconventional myosin-XIX. NCBI's taxonomy places the organism in Eukaryota, Metazoa, Chordata, Actinopteri, Cyprinodontiformes, Nothobranchiidae. Gene Ontology annotation, molecular function: actin filament binding; microfilament motor activity; ATP binding. Gene Ontology annotation, cellular component: cytoplasm; vesicle; actin cytoskeleton. The record is from RefSeq and is a predicted model, not a curated record. Gene Ontology annotation, biological process: actin filament organization; vesicle transport along actin filament.
GAGGCCAUAAAGUGUCGCGAGAGGGCGGGAAUAACGUGAGGUUUGGGAGUCACUCUGGGAGAGAGUGGGACAGCUGCGUACAGACGUCUGUCCUUCUGGGACUGUGGGAGACAAGAAAACCAAUGACUUCAGCGGCAGACCGGCGUAACGUUCCAGUGGGAGGGGCAACGGAGAAAGGACUCGCUCAGAAACCCUACUUGCCUGAUCCACCUGUAAAUGAUUCUCUGGAGGGUGAAAUUCUGGCCUUCCUCAUUGAUGAAGACCAACUCCACACUUAUGACGACCUUACUAAAGUCAACCCUGUGACUCCAACAACAGUGCUAAAAUGCCUGCAGGCCAGGUACAGCAUGAAGGUGUUUUACACCCAUGCCGGCUGCACUUUGGUGGCUCUGAACCCCUUCCAGCCCAUUCCAGACCUCUACACUCUGGAUGUGAUGAAGGAGUAUCACUUUGCUUCUCAGCCUCAGGAGUUCAAACCACACAUCUUUAUUGUGGCAGAAGAGGCUUACAGGAAUGUACAAGGCCAACUAGAGCCAAUCAACCAGUCCUUGGUGGUCAGUGGGGAAAGUGGAGCUGGAAAGACAUGGACGUCUCGUUGCCUGAUGAAAUACUACGCCACCGUAGCAGCUUCCUCUUCAGUGAUGAAGAGUCAGGACACAGUAGAAAGGAUCGAGAGGAGAGUGUUAGACUCCAAUCCUUUAAUGGAGGCUUUUGGCAACGCCUGCACGCUCCGAAACAACAACAGCAGUCGCUUUGGGAAGUAUAUCCAGCUGCAGCUAGACGGGUAUCAGCUGUUAGUCGGGGCUUCAGUGCAAACAUAUUUGCUAGAAAAGACACGAGUAGCCUGUCAGCCAGCAGACGAGAGGAACUUUCACAUCUUUUACCAGAUGAUGAAAGGAGCCAGUGAUGCACAGAGAAACGAAUGGAAGAUGCCACGCAAUCAGAGAUUUGUUUGGCUGCCGAACUGUGAAAAGCAAGUCGAGGAUGAUUGUUUUCAAGACACUUUGGAGACAAUGGUGCAUCUAGGAAUUGAUGCAGAAAGGCAAAAACAGAUAUUUAUGAUUUUAGCUGGGAUUCUUCAGUUGGGAAAUGUGACUUUCUCCACUUCAACCAACGAAUCACAGCCUUAUGAGCUCGAUGAACAGUCUAAAGACUUCCUGCAGAGAGCAGCGGAGCUGCUGUGUGUUCCUGCAGAUGAGCUCCAGACGUGUGUAACGGUGAGGACACUGAAGGCAGGGAAGCAGAGUGUGCUGAAGCCCUGUUCCUGGGCAGAGUGCAGUGUGAGGAGGGACUGUCUGGCCAAAGUCAUUUACGCACGGUUAUUUGAGUGGUUGGUUACCUUCAUCAACAACAGCAUAUGUGCAGACAAAUCAUCAUGGUGCAACUUCAUAGGAGUCUUGGACGUUUACGGCUUUGAGUGUUUUCAAAACAACAACUUGGAGCAGCUUUGCAUCAACUACGCCAACGAGAAACUCCAGCAGCACUUUGUUUCCCAUUAUCUUCAGGCUCAACAGGAGGAAUAUGUGUCUGAGGGGAUGGAGUGGUCUUUUGUCAAAUUUCAAGAUAACCAGAGUUGUUUGGAUCUUAUUGAGGGAACCCCCGUCGGCAUCUUUUCUCUUCUGAAUGAGGAGAGCCGACUCAAUCGAGCGUCUGAUGCUACGAUGUUGAGGAUUCGUUUGGAGAAGGAGCUCAGUGGUAACGCCAACAUCAGCUGGGACAAGUUCAGCAAGCUGCCAUACUUCACAGUGGCUCAUUAUGCAGGAAGAGUUGACUACCAGAUAGAUGGCAUGGUGGGGAAAAACAAGGACCCGGUACCACCAGAACUUACCAGUCUGCUCCAUAAGUCCAACAACCCCGUCCUUCACCAAAUCUUCUCUGACGAGGAACCAGAGAACCCAAACAACAAGAGCCUCAACAAAGUCACGGUGGUCUCCAAGUUCAAGAACUCACUGGAGAGCCUGAUGAAGAUCCUCCUCACCACCGCUCCUCAUUACACCCGCUGCAUCAAACCCAACAUCGACUGCAGGCCGCUGACCUUUAAGAAAGAAGAGGUCAUCAUGCAGCUGGAGGCCUGUGGGAUCGUGGAGACCAUUCAUAUCAGUGCUGCAGGAUUUCCAAUAAGGAUUCCAUUUAAAGGCUUCAUGCAGCGUUAUGGAUUGAUUACCAAAUAUUCAGCAUCAGGAAGUCAAAGUAUUGAUCCAGAGUCUGAUCUGAACAACGUCCUUCAGCAGGAAGUGGAGAAAGUUCUCAGUGUUGUGUUACAUCAUCAUCGGCUUUGUGAGGGUCGCAGUUCUUUGGUGCAUUGUGGGAGGACCAAAGUUUUUCUCACCCAGACGACACUAGAUCUGUUGGAAGAUCAGAGGAAGAAGAUCCUGUCCCAGUGCGCUUUCUCCAUUCAGUGCUGCUGGCUGCGGUACCAGCGCCGUAAACGCCUCGUCCGCCGACAGUCUGUCACUUUAAUCCAAGCAGCUGUGAGGUCCUGGCUGGUCAGGAAGCAGAUCCAGAGAUGGAACAGAGCUGCUGCAGUGAUCCAGAAAACCUGGAAGAAGUGGAGGGCUCUGUUGAAAUCUUUGGCUGAGUCAGAACUUGAUGAUGCCAAGGACCUUGCAUCCGAGGACAUCCUAGAACUGAACCCUAUUGUCAGGGAGCGUGGCUCAGUGCAGCUGUCCAGCAUCCAGGACCCGGUGACAGUGCAGGGGUGGCCUAUGGGCCUGGCUCUGGCCUCAGCUCCGUCCAUCGCAGUUUCUUUGACAACCACGGGCUUCCAGAAGGUUAUGUCUGUGAUGGCGUCACUCAACUUUCCGUCCAGGAGAGGAGAGUAUAAGGUGGAGACCAACCAGUAUAAGCAGGGUCUCGCCUCCAUACGUGCCCAACCCAAGGGAUCUGUAAAACUCCACUAUCAGCGGUCUCCUCUUCUGUAUGCUGACAAGCAGCCAGACCUGAAGAGUGAUGUGACAGGUUUCAACGCGAUCCUGCUGGAAAAAACUUUGUAAGUCAGGGAUGAAAUAAAAGCAGCUGUUUUUAUUUUAUAGCUGACACAAGAAACAAACCAGGAGUUUUAUGCAUCGAAUUAUGAACGCUAAACUUCAACAUCUUUGGAAAACUGUGUGGAACAUCAUGAGAGAUGAUGCAGUUUUAGCUAAUUAAAACUCAUCUGUGCAUGUGAGAUUACAUUACAGCCAUAAUAAUAUGUCCCACACGAAGAGCACUUUAACAAAACUUUUGUAUCAUCGCUGCCACUUUAGAACGUCUGCCUGUUGCACUGGGCCGAUGGAAGUGCCUCUUCUGAAAUCUUUGAGCUUCCAGUGUAUAUAUGUAUCAGAUUCAUUAUUUAAAUGGCAAAAUGUAAGUGUAGAUGUUCAUGCUCUCAAUAACAUUUACUGCUCGUUUUUGCUGCGGAACACAAGUCUGCAAGCAUUGCACUUGCAAAUCAGUUAUUGCACACGGAAAAGCACAUUACUGUUCAUCCUGCAAAAUGGCAACAGGGAAAUUAUGGAACAUAUUUUAAUUGCUGCUCUAAACAUAAUUUAGUAAAAACUACAGCAUGUUAACAGUGUAUUUGCAUAAAUGGAGAAUGAAAAAAACAUACCAAAUAUUUUUGACAAAAAACUUGGGAUUUUAGUUUUGAUGAGCUUUUUUUUAAAUUGUGCAAUAUACUAAUAGAUUUCUUCUCCUUGUUCAGAUCAUCACAUAACCUUUAGUCAGCCUUGGUGCAUGUGUAAUUUAUUUUUAUUCUGCUGUACAUUUGUGUAAAUGCACCAGCAUCAUUGUGAUGGUACACUUUGGAAUGUGUAAACCAACCAGCUGUUUUUUUUUUUUUUUUUAGUCAGGAUCCAUUUGUAUAGCUUUGAGGCUAGUCUUAUGUAAACUGUGUCUAAGUAGAUUAAACACAUCCUGCAGAUUCUUAAAUAGGUUAGGAUCUGGGAAAUGUUACUCUACUGGAACCUUUUGUGGUGCUUUAGGACAACUGCCCUGUUUGUUAUUCACCUACCUGGUUUUAAUGUUAUGGCUUAUCAAUGCAAGGAUAUAAUAUUUUAAACUGUUUUGGGAAAAUGAAAAAAAUAAAGUACAUUUAUUU